AUGGCAUCAUUCGUUUAUUAUUGGCUGCCGGGUUAUAUAUUUCCAUUGUUGACGGCAUUUUCAUUCCUUUGUUUACUUAAACCUACCAAUCUUGUGUUUUCACAAAUAACGGGUGUCCGUGGGCUUGGUGUUGGUUCGGUGCAGCUAGAUUGGAGCUCGAUAACAGCCUUUUUAGGUUCACCAAUUAUUGUACCCGGUUGGGCACAACUGAAUAUUCUAUUUGGAUUUGUUGUGCUGGUCUGGAUUGUUGUUCCAAUUAUGUACUACACAAAUACAUGGGGAUCAAAAGCAUUUCCACUAGGAACAACCGAGUUAUAUCGAGCGGAUGGCUCGCUCUAUGACAUUACAGUUGUACUGGAUCAAAAUUCGAGAUUAAAUGAAACUGCCUACAAGCAAUAUGGUACGAUUCGACUAACAGUGAUGUUUGCACUUGCCUAUGGACCAACAUUUGCUGCUCUAACAGCAUGCAUUGUUCACACGAUACUGUUUCAUGGUAAAGAGAUUAUAAGACAGUUCAAUAUGUCGAUAACAGAAGCUAUGAAUGAAGUGCACGCUAAGUUGAUGGCCAAAUACGCAGAAGCACCUGAAUGGUGGUACACUAUUGUGUUUUGUGUCAAUUUUGUUGUAGCAUGUUUGGUUUGUCAUUUUGGAGACUUGAUGCCCUGGUAUUGGCUAUUCAUCGCUAUGAUUCUUGUAUUCAUAUUAAUUUUACCUAUUGGUAUCGUGCAAGCACUAUCGAAUCAGCAGCUUGGUCUUAACGUUUUUUCAGAACUUAUAGGCGGCUACUUGAUGAAAGGUCACCCAAUCGGUAACGGGACAUUCAAAACAUACACAUAUAUAACCCAAGUGCAAGCAUUACUAAUGAUACAAGAUUUAAAAUUGGGACAUUAUAUGAAAGUGCCUCCACGCAUAAUGUUUUUCGCUCAGAUAUCAUCCGCUGUCGUUAGUUGUGCUGUCAGCUACGGAUUUGGUCUUUUCUUAUUAGAUAGUGUUGAAGGUAUAUGUACGGCAAAAAGCAAGGACUGGCAAUGCCCAAAUCCAAAUGUUUUUUAUACUGCUUCAGUGAUAUGGGGUGCGGUGGGUGCACAAAAAUCAUUUGUUACUAAUGAUGUAUCCUAUUAUAAUGUAUUCUGGUUUUUUCCUCUGGGUGCCAUAUUGCCUGUCAUACAAUGGUUGAUAUUGCAAAAACGGCCGUCACAAUCUUGGUUACAUUAUGUUCACUUCCCAAUUAUGUUCUCGAGUUUAUCAUAUCUAAUACCAGCACCAGCAGGAAACUUUGUCUCUUGGUUAUUUCUGGGCUUAGUCUUUAAUUAUGUUGUCAAGAAAUAUGUGUUUGACUGGUGGGACCGUUACGCGUAUGUGACAUCAGCAGCUUUAGACAUAGGUGUAGCAUUCUCCAGUCUUCUCAUCUUCUUAGCUUUAAGCAGUCAAAGCAUUUCAUUCCCUAAUUGGUGGGGCAUGGGCGGUCCAACCUAUGAUGGAUGCCCUUUGUCCAAUGCAAAUUAUUCGGGAAUUAUCCCGGGAUAA
Didymodactylos carnosus is the source of this 1527-nucleotide messenger RNA. The record is from the annotation of a GenBank genome assembly. Lineage: Eukaryota; Metazoa; Rotifera; Eurotatoria; Philodinida; Philodinidae.